This is a messenger RNA of Tuber melanosporum (Perigord truffle), 1652 nucleotides long. RefSeq lists its product as uncharacterized. Gene Ontology annotation, biological process: proton transmembrane transport; proton motive force-driven mitochondrial ATP synthesis. Lineage: Eukaryota; Fungi; Ascomycota; Pezizomycetes; Pezizales; Tuberaceae. The record is from RefSeq and is a predicted model, not a curated record. The transcript has 7 exons. Gene Ontology annotation, molecular function: ATP hydrolysis activity; proton-transporting ATP synthase activity, rotational mechanism; ATP binding. Bases 47 to 1489 code for a protein of 480 amino acids.
CUUCAAUGCUUUCAAACCUGCUCUACCUGUCUAUUGCGCUCGUGCCAUGGCCACUGCCGCCGACUCUUCAAGAGUCGGAAGGAUCCAUCAAGUCAUUGGUGCCGUUGUUGAUGUGAAAUUUGAUGGCGAGCAAUUGCCCCCUAUUCUCAAUGCCCUCAAUACCGAUAAGAAUGGGAACAAAUUGGUUUUGGAAGUCGCCCAACAUUUGGGAGAGAAUGUCGUUCGUUGCAUUGCCAUGGACGGUACCGAGGGUCUUGUCCGUGGUCGGGCAGUACACGAUACCGGCGCUCCCAUUAAGAUUCCUGUUGGGCCAGGUACUUUGGGACGUAUUAUGAAUGUUACUGGCGAUCCUAUUGACGAGCGUGGCCCUAUCAAGGCCGCCAAGAUGGCACCCAUCCAUGCCGAAGCCCCACCAUUCGUUGACCAAUCUACAACUGCUGAAAUCUUGGUCACUGGUAUCAAGGUCGUCGAUUUGCUCGCACCUUACGCUCGUGGAGGAAAGAUUGGUCUCUUCGGAGGUGCUGGUGUCGGAAAGACCGUGUUUAUUCAGGAGUUGAUUAACAACAUCGCAAAGGCUCAUGGCGGUUACUCCGUGUUUACUGGUGUCGGUGAACGUACCCGUGAGGGUAAUGACUUGUACCACGAAAUGCAGGAGACCCGUGUCAUUCAACUGGAUGGGGACUCCAAGGUUGCAUUGGUCUUCGGUCAAAUGAACGAGCCUCCUGGGGCCCGUGCUCGUGUCGCCCUCACUGGCCUUACUGUGGCAGAAUACUUCCGUGAUGAGGAGGGCCAGGACGUGCUUCUCUUCAUUGACAACAUUUUCCGUUUCACUCAGGCUGGUUCUGAAGUGUCAGCUUUACUCGGUCGUAUCCCCUCUGCUGUCGGUUACCAACCUACCUUGUCAGUAGACAUGGGGCAGAUGCAGGAACGUAUUACUACCACCAAGAAAGGAUCCAUUACCUCCGUCCAGGCUGUAUACGUCCCUGCCGACGAUUUGACUGAUCCUGCCCCCGCCACUACCUUCGCCCAUUUGGACGCUACCACUGUGUUAUCCCGUGGCAUCUCCGAGUUGGGAAUCUACCCCGCUGUCGACCCUCUCGACUCUAAGUCCAGAAUGUUGGACCCUAAGAUUGUGGGAGAGGAGCACUACAACACUGCCACUCGUGUCCAACGUAUGUUGCAGGAGUACAAGUCGCUGCAAGAUAUCAUCGCCAUUUUAGGCAUGGACGAACUUUCUGAAGCCGAUAAGUUGACUGUCGAGCGUGCCCGAAAACUACAACGUUUCUUGUCACAGCCCUUCGCUGUUGCCCAGGUCUUCACUGGCAUCGAAGGUGCUUUAGUCGAUAUCAAAGACACCAUUAGAUCGUUCAAUGAGAUUAUGAACGGUAACUGUGAUGACCUUCCCGAGGCUGCUUUCUACAUGGUCGGAAACAUCGAGUCUGCGCGGGCAAAGGGUGAGAAGAUCUUGGCAGAAUUGGAGGAUAAAUAGAUACCGUAGAUGUGGUGGAUGCUUAGAAAAACCACCCUGAAUUAGGGAUUGCGUACGUGCAUGGGGUGCAAAACUUACGGUUGUACAUGGCUUUAUCUCCUUUUUAUGCUACUCACUACUUGUAGUGUAUUUCGGCACAAAAAUUUUCUAUCUCCUGUUCUAA